AUUGUCUUAAUUACAAUGUUCUUCUGAGACAGCACAGCUUUCAUGGAGAAUAAAUCAAGUUCUGAUCAUUCUCACCAGUCUCAAUGGCUUCAGACAACUAUAUCAGAUUUGGAUACGAAAAUGAUGGCCAUCACGACCAUUUUAAAAGAGGACUACUGUGCAGAUCAAGAAGCUGACAUGCAUCAGAAAGGGAGAAGAGAUAUCAAACAGGUGCUUGAAGAGUUAGGAAAAUCUUACCGGGCUUUAGCCAUAGCAUAUGACCAAUUGAGGUCUGAAUCACCUCAUCCCUCUCAUUCAGGGUCCUCUUCAUCUUCUAAUACAACAACAACCCUCUGUGCUAUCUGCAACGAAAAAGCAACGGGGAACAUACAAGACCAACAACUUGAGGAUGCCUUCAAUUGUCGUCUAAAAUCUAUUGUCAGAGGUCCUGAUAUGAAAUUUGAUGGUACAGACCUCAAUUUUGGACAAAUAAACAAGCUAGAAGAUGAAUAUGAUGAACUGAUAUCAACUGUUAAGCAAAGCAGCAUGAUGUUUAAAGCAGGAUUGGAAUGCCAAGGCACCCAAGAAGAAAUAAUGACCGAUUUUUCCAUCAAUGAAAAAUUUCUUAUGGAGAUCGAGGGCUUUGAAACAAGUCAAAAAAUGGAAGAUCCAUCGACAACUCAUCGCAAAUUUGGCAAAACGUGGUCUGGGGUAGAUUUUCAAAUCACACAACUUGUAGAAGAGAAUCUGCAACAACUGGUAGAGUUGGUGAGAAGAAAUGAUGAGAAGAGGGAAACCAUUAAAAAGCUCCACUUAGAGAUUGAAGCAUUGAAACGUGAGAACAAGGCCCUUCAGAUUUCUUCAAGAUACUCAAAUGCUGAUUCACAACGGGAUCAACCACAGAUUUCACGACGUGGAAGAAUAUCUGUGAGCAAGCUCUUCGGAGGCUGUUCCACAUGAUAUCUAGUUCCAAGCAAAAAUGCAAAAUAAUGGUCACGAUAUAUUCCAGAAGAACUUCACCAAUUUUUCAACGGAGAUGCUUUGUCUUUCCCACAAUCAAAUAAGCGUGGUAUUGAGGGCAAUUUAGCUUACUACAAAAUUUUCGGGUUCACAAUGAUUUCAAUAUAAAUGAAUGACGUAUUAGGAAUAAAAUUUCUCCCUUGGAAGACCCUGUACUCAGUUAUAUAUAUACUGUAUUUUUUAUGCC
Molecule: messenger RNA, 1186 nt
Organism: Neltuma alba
Lineage: Eukaryota; Viridiplantae; Streptophyta; Magnoliopsida; Fabales; Fabaceae
Product: protein NETWORKED 1A-like
Exons: 2
Coding region: 43-939 (298 amino acids)
Molecular function (GO): actin binding
Source: RefSeq, a predicted model, not a curated record